Messenger RNA from Archocentrus centrarchus (flier cichlid), 3889 nucleotides. It is a transcript of the gene bhlhe41, whose product is annotated as basic helix-loop-helix family, member e41. The record is from RefSeq and is a predicted model, not a curated record. NCBI's taxonomy places the organism in Eukaryota, Metazoa, Chordata, Actinopteri, Cichliformes, Cichlidae. Gene Ontology annotation, biological process: regulation of DNA-templated transcription. Bases 772 to 2067 code for a protein of 431 amino acids. The transcript is spliced from 5 exons. Gene Ontology annotation, molecular function: protein dimerization activity; DNA binding.
AGUAGGUUGUCCUGUCGUACAACAACGUACAGACAGCGGCAGACUGCAUGGACGCGCACGGGCGCACUCAUUUUGUGCACUUUAAAAAGCUCUCCCCAUGUUUACGCUCGGUGUUUACGCCACACUAAUCUGUCUGUUAUUUAUAUUCGGGCAUAUUACGUGACCUGUUCUUGUUUCAUCUCGGUGAGUUGGCAAAGCGGAUGGUUGUUUCCGAUGUGUGAACGUGCGUUUGACAGUUUAGGGGUCUCUACCUCACUCAGACAGCACACCACUUGGACAGCAGGCACGGGCUGUGAAGUUUUGUAGACCAUAAUGUUAGAUGCAAAAAUGCUGCUGUAGUGAGCUGCUGCUUCUGCUUCAUUAUUCUGCUUCGCUCCACGCGUCUGCAUCUGUUCCUGUGCAUUUUUUUUUUUUUUGCUCACGAAUCACGUUUCAGCAACCGGGUCAAAAUGGUCUGGACUAAAUCGCUAUAGAAGCAGCGUCGAUAGCUGCAACAUUACAGACAAGGUCUAAUUACCGGACUUUGUGCUGGUGCAGCCUACACGUGAGUCGGAAGCUGUUCCCAACCGGAGGCGCGCGUGCGCUCUAACCACAGAGCCGACGGCUUUGCAAAGUGGCAGCUCAGGGAACUAUAGACAUCAGUCUGACGCGCAGCUCCACUGGAGGACACGCACUGUGCAUUAUCUCCCUCAGCCGUCCGUGUGUGGGUCGGUGGAAUAACAAACAUUCCCCAAAGAAGCUCAGAAGAACAAAACCAGCAGCAGAGAAGAGAUGGAUGAACGAAUACCGCAUUUACAGGACAGGCAGUUCAUGGAGCACGCAGAUUUCUUGGGGGUGGAUUACCCGUCUCUCUACAUGUGCAAAUCUAAAAGAGGAAUAAAGCGAGAGGAUGGUGGGAAGCAGGAUGCAUACAAGUUACCACACCGGUUGAUAGAGAAGAAGCGGAGAGACAGAAUCAACGAAUGUAUAGGGCAGCUGAAGGAUUUAUUACCCGAACAUCUCAAGCUUUCGACGCUCGGGCACUUGGAGAAGGCAGUUGUCCUGGAGUUAACGCUGAAACAUUUAAACGCACUGACUGCUGUCACUGAGCAGCAGCACCAAAAGAUUAUUGCUUUGCAGAACGGGGACCGGUCGAUGAAAUCUUCUAUUAAUGCUGAUCUGGAUGCGUUCCACUCCGGGUUCCAGGCCUGCGCCAAAGAGGUCCUGCAGUACCUGAGUCAGUUUGAGAACUGGACGGCACGGGAGCAGAGGUGCGCGCAGCUAAUCAACCACCUUCACAAGGUGCUGGCGCAGUUCCAGCCCGGUGCGCAGCCUCUACAACACCAGCUGCCUGCCGGGGACGCACAGGAUGGUCAGAAAUCUGACAGCCAAGCCAACUGUGUCCCGGUCAUCCAGAGGACCCAGGGUGGAGAGCUCAAUGAGAAUGACACAGACACGGACAGUGGAUACGGAGGGGAGGCUGAAAAGAGCGAGGGAAAAGAUAAAGAAUGUGAGCGCAAUAAAGCGCAAGGACCAAAGGCAGUGAAAAUCAAGCAAGAGUUUGGAGAUGAUCGGGCUGCCAAAAAACCAAAGAUGAGCUGGUCUGGGAACGGGGUAGGGGGCGCAGACCCUACCAGGCCCGAUGUGGCGUUUAUGAACUCUCUGAUGGGAAUAAGCAGUGUGGGACAGCAGACACCAAUUUGCAUGCCUUUCUACUUCAUUAACCCCUCAGCUGCUGCGUCUUAUAUGCCUUUUUUCGACAAAAACAACAUUGAAAAGUACAUGUACCCUGCAGCGGCCGCUCUUGCAUCCCCUUUCCCUUGGCUAUAUCCCGCUCACGCCUCGGCGGCGGCAGCCGCGGCGGCUGCUGCUGCUUUCCCCGGGUUGUCUGCGCACUUUGGAGCCGCUUCUCAGUCCAAGGACUCAUCUUCUCUAGACAACGACGGGUCAUUCGAGGCUGACGCGGGCUCAUCUGAGGACCGCGGGGAGAGUCCCGCGAGUGACGACGGAGAGGGUGACGUAGGUGACACGUCCCAGGAAAGCAAGAGUAGCUCACACGACCAGUUUCCUGCUUGUCAGAGGAGCUAAUUAGUUUAUGUCACCUCUCUGUGCAUUCUGAUGAGGAGUUUAUGUAUCUUAAUUUUUUUUUUAAAAAUUAGGCUACUUUUAAACCGGGUUUCACAGGAGUUGCUCAUGUACAAUAUCUUGGCGAAAGAGAGGACAGUUGUGACGGCGUGUGCCUUUUGCACUUAUGCUAGAUUAAACAAUCUGAAUGAUUAUCGACAAUGAUUGACACUACACGGCCGUGUUGUGCUGGAGUUAGGUUUUUUAAUCCUCUUUGAUAAAAUGUUUUGAAAUGGCAGCAUUGGUGCCAAACCUUUGAGUACUACAACAGUGCGCAAUAUUCCAGUCAAUGAGUCUCUUUGGAUGUAUGAAGUUGCAACUGACCUCUGCCAAGAUUAUUAAUAACUUGGCUGACUCUGACUGUAAAUAUUAUUACCUGAAACGUUCAUUACCAUGUAAAUGUGCACUAAAUGGGCCUAUAAAAGAGGUGGUCCUGGAAGUGCAUAGAUCCCUAACUUUGCAUGGGUAGGCUGGGAGGCACAUUACUGUCAGACCUGAGAAUUGAAAUCUAUCCCCUCUCAAAACACACACACACACACACACACACACACACACACACACACACACACACACACACACACACACACACACACACACACACACACACACACAACAUCUCCAUCAUUAACAACACAUAAAAGUAUCCUUUGUAAUGAGAUCAUGGGAGGUGUUAUGCGUAAAUUCCUUCAUUUCACUCCUAUUAAAGAUACCCACUUUCCUUUGCUUUCUGUACCCUUGUGGCAAAAAAUAAAUAAAUAAAACAAAUGUAAUAAACUCAUUAAUGGAAAGACAAAGCCUUCAUUCACAAGGCUUUGUCUCAAGCAAAGCCUGUGUCAAGCAAUGUGUUUCCUUGACACAUCCCCUGACUGAAUCAUUUCUCCACAGAAAUGCAGUGACCUCCUGUACUUCCAGGAUACAUUGUAGGAUAGCACCUUAAAAACUUUGAUAUUGAAUGUACCUGUAUUUCCCCAGCUGUUAAAGUUUGUAUGUAGGAUGAUGUUGCUCUUUGAGUUACUCUUUUAAGUGCACUUUUUUCUGCUUUUACCCCCACCCCUCCACCCCAAAAGUCACCUCAUCAUUUUUAAAGUAAAUCACUAUAGUUCUCUCGAACCUUUCUAUUGUGUUGUCUUGAUAUAAAAGUAUGAUUUUAUUUCAUCAAUGAGAAGAGAUACUGGAUGCUUUGUGAUGACUUCAUGCAGUAAAGUGGCAGUUAAGUAACUAUGCCAGAUUUUACAAAACACAGCUUAUUUCUGUCGCUUUCAGGGGUAAUAAUCACAAUCAGAUUUGAAAAACCCUGUACUCAACUACACAUCAGGUCAUCUGGGAUCCUGUGCUAUCAUUAUGUAAAACCACGCUUUUCCAAAAAAGAAAAGAAAAAAGGACUAAACUGGGAAAGAAAGUGUGGUCAUUUUAAGAACUUUAUCUUGACCUCUUUUCUAAUUAAUUCCUGCAAGUGUAGUGUUGUUCUGCUUUUUAAAGAUUCUCAUGUGACUGAAUACAGAUGAUUCUCAUUGUAUUUUGCCUACAUGACAUUGCUUUUGUAGUUUUUCUCAGCUGGGUUUUUGCCUCAGAUCUGUUAUCAACUGUUCUAUAAAGUGGCAUGCGUGUUUGUAAAUAGGUUUUUGUGAAUAUACCAUGAAGUAUACAUGUCUUUGUCAAUGUUGUAGAAGUCUAUGGAUUUUUUUAAGACUUAACUGAGCAACUGUUGCACAUUUCGUUAAUGCUUUACACAUAUGCUGUUCUAAAUUAUUGCUGAUGAGUUGUAAAAUAAAUAUCAAAACCUGAA